This is a messenger RNA of Oryctolagus cuniculus (rabbit), 3977 nucleotides long. It is a transcript of the gene XKR5, whose product is annotated as XK related 5. Gene Ontology annotation, cellular component: membrane. NCBI's taxonomy places the organism in Eukaryota, Metazoa, Chordata, Mammalia, Lagomorpha, Leporidae. The record is from RefSeq and is a predicted model, not a curated record.
GCUCGGGGCGGCGGGCAGGGGAAGGGGCGGGCGCAGGCGGCGGCGGGCGCGGAGGAUGCGUGCGGGGCUCCUGGGACUCUCGGCCCUGCUGCAGGCGGCCGAGCAGAGCGCGCGGCUCUGCGCUGCCAUUUACUACCUCGUGACUGGACGGCUCCUGUGGGGCUGGCUGGCCCUGUCCGUCCUCCUGCCCGGCUUCUUGGCCCAGGGCCUGAGCUACCUGUGGCUUCGAGCAGACGGGCACCCCAGGCAUCGCUUGCUGCUGCUGCACCUCCUGCAGCUUGGCAUCUGGAAGCGGCACUGGGACACCGUGCAAGCUGCUCUGUCAGAGGAGGGGCAGACUGCCCGCCAGGGUGCACUGUGGCUGCAGGAGGCUGACCUGGCCGCCCUCCGGCUCCUGGAGGCCCUGCUGCAGACCGGGCCGCACCUGCUGCUGCAAGCAUACGUUUUCCUAGCCUUAGACUUCACAGAUCCUGUGCCAGGGGUGAGUGCCCUGCUUGCCUGGUCCUCGCUGUCCUGGGCCCUGGUGUCCUACACUCAUCUCCUGGGCGCCGUGAAGCUGCACCACUGGGCCAUGCCGUGGACUGCCCUCUUCUGCCAGCAGCUGUGGCGGAUGGGCAUGCUGGGGGCCCGCAUCCUCACGCUGGUUCUGUUCUGCAAAGCGUACGGUGCUUGGGUUUUGGUGGUUGGAGGUGCCCACUGGCUGGGGAUGACGUUCUGGCUGGUGGCCCAGCAGAGUGACAUCAUCGACAGCACCUGCCACUGGAAGCUGUUCAACCUGCUCGUGGGCGCCGUGUACGUCUUCUGCUACCUCAACUUCUGGGACAGUCCUUCCAGGAACAGGAUGGUCACAUUCUACAUGGUGAUGCUGCUGGAAAACACUGCCCUUUUGCUGCUGGCCACGAACUUUCUCCAGGAGGCGUUACAGACCAGCCUGUGGACUGUAGCGGGGGCCCUGUCUGGAUUUGUGACUGGCAGCGUCUCCUUGGUCAUUUAUUACAGCCUGCUGCAUCCAAAGUCCACAGACGUCCGGCAGGGCUUCGUCAGGAAGUGCUGUGGCGUUGCAGCGGAUGAGAAAGCAGAGGGACCAUCUUCACCCCGCACUGCGGCCCUCGCUGGAGAGAGGUCGGGCCCGAGCCGAGAGGAAAGAUACGAGCUCAGAAGUCUGGAGGAGCCCCCCAGCCUGGAGACGGGCCCUCCAGAGGCUGGGCUGGGGGGCCAGAUUUCUGGGGAGGACUCAUUCCUCAGUCACCACCACUGGCUGCUGGUGAAGCUUGCCCUAAAAACAGGAAACAUGUCUAAGAUCAACGCGGCCCUUGGAGAUGACCGUCCUGGCUGCUUUUGUGGCCCUGCAUGGGCAUCGAGUCCAUGCUGCAGCCUGCAGGGGAGGCCCCUGGUCUCCCAGCCAGAGCUCCCAUCUGCCAUCCACAACCCCUCAGCCAUAGAGAAUGUCCGGAAGGCAGAGGCUGGCCCCUGGGAAACCUCCAGUUACAUCUCCUUUGCCAGUGAUCCUCAGGACGUCAUGCCUGGCCAGGGGAGGGAGGACAGCCCAACGGAGGGACCUGGGGCUGUUCCUGGGACACAGAGGAGGGAUGCAGGUGGGCAGCCGGGACAGGAGAGCACCACAGUGUACUUCAGUGCCACCGCAGAGGGGACUGCGUCCUCACCCCAGGAAGGCAGCCCAGAGACUCCACAGACCUCCCAUGCUGGGAGACAGGGGAAGAGCAUCCCCCUGCAGCCGGCCUCACCUCAGCCCACUGCUGGGCCCUUUCCCAUCACCGUGGCCAACAUCAGCCCCAUCCUAGGUGUGGGCCCAUGCGGGAGCUUCCGCCCCAGUGCCACCUCUGCUGGGAGAGCCCCCAGUAGCUCAGAGCAUGGGGAGCAGCAGGAGCCCGCAGGGGACCUAAGUCAUCCUGCUGCUGUUGGCACACUCCAGUCACUGCCGAAGAUGAACCUGAGACCUGCCGACCAGCCCUGCUGCACGUCCACCCCUAAGUCUGAGUCUGUGCAAAGGGACAGUGGCUGCAGGGCCAGGGUAAGGCACGAGACAAGCUUUUUCAUCUGACCACAGUCCAUGGGAUGAGCCGACAGGCCAGCCAGGCAAGCUAGUCAUUGGGCAUGGUGAGACGAGACAUGCCACUGUUGACACCUGCGACUUGGACACACCUCUUCCUCGCUGGCUGUCCCUCUGCACACCUGGAGGUCAUGGGGCUAGGCGACUUCUACCAUUCUCUCUAACUCAGUGUGGCCAGGGGCAAAAGGCCUCCAUUCCCCAUUCUAUGUUUUUGCUUUGGCUUCUAGGAAACUCUACUGUAAAACCCAGGGUCCAUUUUUUAUACUGGAUUCUUACUACAACCAGCUGUUCUUGACACCAAGAGGGCUAUUAGGCUAUUUUUUAAGUGUAUUCUGCCUGCAUUAGUUUAUGAAUCUCAUGGUAAGUGCAAGCCGCUUCUGGAAGCAGUUGAAGACUACGCACAUGACCAACAAAGGAACUGAAGGCACAGUGGUCACUGUGAGGCUUCCCCACUCCCUGCAAAGCCUAUAUGACGUUUUCUUGUUAAACAUGGGCCAGCCCGUGGUUCCUCUGUCAGUUCCCACUACUGCUUAACUGUCCAAUUUCUCUAUCUCCAAACUUGGCUCCCUCAUCUGUUUGAUGUGGAAUAUGGUCCAUGGGGUUUUUGUUUGUUUGUUUUUGAAGUGAUAGAGACAAAAAGAGAUCUUCCAUCUGCUGGUUCACGCACCCCAAAUGGCUGCAACAGCCAUAGCGGGACCAGGCCAAAGCCAGUAGCCUGGAGUUCCAUCUGAGUCUCCCAUGUGGGUGGCAUAGGCCCACAUAACUGGGGCAUCUGCUGCUGCUUUCCCAGGUGCAUUAGCAGGAAGCUGGAUAGGAAGCAGUGCAGCUGGGUCUCAAACCUGUGGUCCGGCCGGCGCUGUGGCUCAACAGGCUAAUCCUCUACCUUGCGGCGCUGGCACACCGGGUUCUAGUCCCGGUCGGGGUGCCGGAUUCUGUCCCAGUUGCCCCUCUUCCAGGCCAGCUCUCUGCUGUGGCCAGGGAAUGCAGUGGAGGAUGGUCCAAGUCCUUGGGCCCUGCACCCCAUGGGAACCAGGAGAAGCACCUGGCGCCUGCCAUUGGAUCAGCGCGGUGCGCCGGCCGCAGCGGCCAUUGGAGGGUGAACCAACGGCAAAGGAAGACCUUUGUCUCUCUCUCUCACUGUCCACUCUGCUGGCAGUGCAGGCAGCAACUUAUCUCACUGCACCAGAACACUACCCCCAUCCAUGGUUUAGGACCAGGCAACAAGAAGGGAGGCCAGCGUGCCUUUCCCCGAGCUCGGUUUCUCUCCGGCUCUCCCCCUCAUGGUGCUCUUCGAGGACAGGUUUCCCACGGGUCAGGAAGGCUUCCUUCACAGCUGGCCAAGGAAGUGCAGUCACAAACCUUCAAGCCGAAAGGCACACACUGGGGCUGGGGGCUGGAGGCCAUUUGGGGUGGGUGGGUUUUAUGUUCUCCAAACACCUCUGGGUUUGGGGAUGGUUUUGGAGCCCUGCACGAGAGGCACUGGACCGCUUGGCUCUGCUGCAUCCACGCUGAGAGCCGAGAUUUUCUGCAUAAGCUCAGACCGCCAGCAUCCUCCUGCCAGCCACACAGCCGAUCAGAGACAGCAGAUGGGUCCUUGGCGCUCUUGAUACAACAGGUAGAUGCAGCAUAAAGCUGGCUUGUGCACAGAACCGUCCCUGUCUGUCACAGCAUCACAAUCCCCCUCCAUCCUGCCUCACCUGACCUGGUUGAAAAUCCACGGGCCUCUGCCUUGACUAAACUGACCCCUGCUCCACAUGUGUCCCCCCCAGAGUGCACUCAAGCUCCACCUCUGGGGAGCCUGCCCUGCCUUCCUGCCCUCUCCCUCUGCCCCAGGCUGCCCUCUGGAUAUCUCCUCCCAAACCCAGAGCCCCUCCUGGAGGGGAAUUAAAGGUUGUCUUACCUUUGA